This is a messenger RNA of Jatropha curcas, 2004 nucleotides long. RefSeq names its product importin subunit alpha-4. Gene Ontology annotation, cellular component: cytoplasm. Gene Ontology annotation, molecular function: protein binding; nuclear import signal receptor activity. NCBI's taxonomy places the organism in Eukaryota, Viridiplantae, Streptophyta, Magnoliopsida, Malpighiales, Euphorbiaceae. Gene Ontology annotation, biological process: protein import into nucleus. The record is from RefSeq and is a predicted model, not a curated record.
AUACAGCCUACUCAGUCAUGUGACUUCCACAAUACAAAUCCCCUAAUCGCCACUCGCAAAAAGGCUUGAACUUUGAAGGCACUUUAAGAUAAUUUCUAUAUUCUAUGUAACCCUUCAAGGCUUCAACAAGAAAAUUAGAACCGAAAUAGCCUUUCUCUUCCUUGUUCGCUCAGUGUAGCACCCCGCAAUUAUUGGCCAGAUUUCUGUCUCUCUGUUGGGAGCUGGACUUGAAUCUUUGCUUCGCUUUGACUGAGGAGAGGACUUUCACUGAACGGAGUUUUUGGUAGAGAAAGAGCAAUGUCACUCAGACCCAGUUCGCGUACUGAGUCGCGAAAGAAAUCGUACAAGAGUGGCGUCGAUGGAGACGAGGCUCGCCGAAGAAGAGAGGACAAUUUGGUUGAGAUCAGGAAGAGCAAGCGAGAGGACAGUCUUCUUAAGAAAAGGAGAGAAGGGCUUCUUCUUCAAUCUCAGAAUUCAAAUGACCUUAAUGCUGGGAUCGAGAAAAAGUUGGAAAAUCUAUCUGCAAUGGUACAAGGAGUAUUGUCAGACAACCCUACCCUACAGUUGGAAGCUACCACUCAGUUCAGAAAGCUAUUGUCAAUUGAGCGCUGCCCUCCCAUCGAUGAGGUCAUAAAAGCAGGUGUUGUUCCUUGCUUUGUGGAGUUCCUGGAUAAGCAUGAUUUGCCUCAGCUGCAAUUUGAGGCGGCUUGGGCAUUAACAAAUAUUGUGUCUGGGACAUCAGAACACACACGAGUUGUUAUAGACCAUGGUGCUAUACCCAAAUUUGUGCAACUUCUUGGCUCUGCAAAUGAUGAUGUCCGAGAACAGGCAGUGUGGGCACUGGGCAAUGUUGCUGGUGACUCUCCUAGUUGUAGGGAUCUUGUUCUUAGUCAUGGCGCUCUAAUGUCAUUACUUGCACAAUUCAACGAGCGCUCAAAACUAUCAAUGCUACGGAAUGCUACCUGGACAUUAUCAAAUUUUUGCCGUGGAAAGCCACCAGCUCCAUUUGAGCAGGUUAGGCCUGCAUUGUCAGCCCUUCAACACCUUAUCUACUCAACUGAUGAUGAAGUGUUAACUGAUGCCUGCUGGGCACUUUCUUAUCUUUCUGAUGGCACAAAUGACAAAAUUCAGGCUGUGAUAGAGGCAGGCAUUUCUCCACGACUUGUAGAGCUUCUACUUCAUCCAUCAACAACAGUCCUUGUACCUGCACUUCGAACUGCAGGAAACAUUGUCACGGGUGAUGAUGCCCAGACCCAGUGUAUAAUUGACAACCAAGGGCUUCCUUGUCUCUACCAACUUCUUACUCAAAACUACAAGAAGAGCAUCAAGAAAGAAGCUUGUUGGACAAUUUCAAAUAUCACUGCUGGGAAUAGAAAUCAAAUUCAGGCUAUAAUUGAUGCAAACAUCAUUGCUCCUCUCGUACACUUGCUACAACAUGCUGAAUUUGAAGUCAAAAAGGAGGCAGCAUGGGCAAUUUCCAAUGCCACUUCUGGGGGAACCCAAGAACAGAUUCAACACUUGGUGAGCCGAGGCUGCAUAAAGCCACUCUGUGAUCUCUUGGCUUGUCCUGAUCCAAGAAUUAUAACAGUAUGCCUUGAAGGUCUAGAGAAUAUUCUGAAGAUCGGUGAGACUGAUAAGGAGUCAGGCAAUACCCAAGUCAAUGUCUAUAGACAUAUGAUCGAGGACUGUGAUGGGUUAGAUAAAAUUGAAAAUCUGCAGAACCAUGAUAACCAGGAGAUCUAUGAAAAAGUUGUGAAGAUUCUGGAAAGGUAUUGGAUCGAGGAAGAGGACCCAGACCAGGAUAUUGCAGAUGGCAUUGAUGGAAGCUUGAGCUUUGGAACGAACCAGCCUAGCCUUCCCUCAGGAGGAUUCAAAUUUUAGCUGAAAAUAGUUGAAAUGUAUUUGCGUGUAAACCAUCGUGUGCCUUUGAUCUUAUUUUAUGUUGAAAUUAGACUUUUUUUUUUUAUAUUAUAUAUAUAAAAGAUAGUAGCAUUUCUUAGAAUA